Molecule: messenger RNA, 503 nt
Organism: Aspergillus novofumigatus IBT 16806
Lineage: Eukaryota; Fungi; Ascomycota; Eurotiomycetes; Eurotiales; Aspergillaceae
Exons: 2
Coding region: 185-412 (75 amino acids)
Source: RefSeq, a predicted model, not a curated record
UUAUUCGGUAUAUCGCAUCCUUAAGAUCGACUCUGACGUUCAAAAAAUGGCUUGCUGAUCGAUGCAUUUCCCACGUGGGCAUAACCAUACCUCAAAUCUUUGACAGCUCCACGAGAGAAACUCACCCCGGAGCUGAAGACGCCGGAGGUGGCCAUGCCUGUUUGGCGGCAACUAUACGCAGGCGAUGUACGCGCAGCAGCUCAUCGACGACCACAAGGCGCACGGCAUCCACCCCUCGCGCGUCUGGCCGACCUCGCCGAAGGGCGUGAAGAUCAUGGCGCCGCCCAUCUUUGCGCUGCUGAAUGCCACCGCGGAUGGGGAGACCGUGCCGUCGGCGUAUGCAGUUGCGGCGAAGAAAGCCGGGCUGGAUUGGUUCCUUCAGAUUCCUGCAUGGCCGAGGUUUCAUAUAUAGUGAUUGCUCGAGCAUACGGUGUACAACGUUUCGACCUCUCAUUAUUAGUCUCAUGGCCUCGAAAUCCCACUCUAAAUCAUCUGUAGGAGCA